Morone saxatilis (striped sea-bass) is the source of this 4716-nucleotide messenger RNA. RefSeq names its product cysteine-serine-rich nuclear protein 2 (gene csrnp2). Gene Ontology annotation, biological process: regulation of transcription by RNA polymerase II. Gene Ontology annotation, molecular function: sequence-specific DNA binding; DNA-binding transcription factor activity, RNA polymerase II-specific. The transcript has 5 exons. The coding region runs from base 781 to 2457 and encodes 558 amino acids. Lineage: Eukaryota; Metazoa; Chordata; Actinopteri; Moronidae. The record is from RefSeq and is a predicted model, not a curated record. Gene Ontology annotation, cellular component: nucleus.
CCAUUGUUACAUUGUAACAAACGGGGCCGGGGCGAAACGGGGGAGGAAAAGGCGUCUUCUCGUUACAACGUUUGCAACAUUUUAGGCACCGACCGGCUUAAAAAACCAAAAAACAAGCCAGUCUGCGUUAAUGCGAGAAGACUGCGAAGAAAGCAAAGCCCGACUGAACCCGCCCCGGUGAGAAAAAGGAUAAACCAACACAGAUGUCAGCGGAUUUCUCCAUCGCAAGCGUUUGCAGGGCUUAAAUCAGGAAGAUAAGACGUUUUUAGUCUGUUUACGUUAUUAACAUUGCACCGAACAAUGUUGGGGGAACAAAUCGCAGGCGACCAUACGACGUCCCUCUUCUUCUCCGCCGUCUGUCCUUUAAACUAGGGAGGCAUGCAACGUUUCAAUAAAACCCGCAGGUCUAACAGACAGCUCCUGCUCUCUUCGUGAUCUUUUCACUGUGCAGAACAAUGAGCGUGGAGUCUUAAAGUAGCCUCGUAUAGUCGAGAUAGACAUAAAAAAGUGUUGCAAAUUGACAGUCACGCAAAGCUUUUAAAAGCCAGAUCACUUUGGGGUCGCCGUUGCUCCACGGUUGCAGUCUGGAUAGUCGGUUUAAGGGGAUAUUCGGUUUUGGCACACACACACACACAUAAAAAAGAAAGGGAAAAAAAGAAAGAAAGGGGGCAUCUCAUAGGGCGUUAAAAGAUUGAUGUGCAGCUCACAUUGGGAAAGGGAAACGACCUACGAGUUGGUUGGAAUAAGGGUCCCUGUUUCUGCCCCAGACACCGAGUUUCCAUGGAGGCAGGUUCGUCCCUCAGCCUCAAACGAAGAUAUGAAGAGGUGGACAACAGCUCUCCAUUCUCUACACCUAAGGACUCCGACGAUGACAUCUCCAGCAGUGACAGCGCUGACAGCUGUGACAGCCUCAACCCUCCUUCCAGCACUGCAUUUACCCCAACCUCCAUCCUCAGACAGCACAAGCCGUCACCGGGGGGGAAACGGGUACGCUUCGAUGUGGUGACGGUGUAUUACUUCCCCCGGCGGCAGGGAUUCACCAGCGUGCCCAGCCAAGGGGGCAGCUCACUGGGCAUGGCCCGUCACCACUCCUCCAUCAGACACUACACGCUGGGCGAGUUUGCCCGCGAACAGGAAACGAGCCACCGGCACACGUUACGCCAGCACCUGCGCCAGGAGAAGCUCAAUGCCCGCAAGAUGAAGCUGACACGGAACGGCACGGUGGAGUGCACUCAGGCAGACCUGCUGACUCUGGAGGACGUAUCAGAUGAGGACCUCGACGUGGACGGGGUGGAGGUGGAUGACUGUUUCUUCCUUCAGCCACUGCCCACAAAGCGCCGCCGAGCCCUCCUCCGAGCCUCUGGCAUCGCCCGCAUAGAUGCGCGGGAGAAAGCUGAGCUCAGAGCCAUCCGCCUCUCGCGGGAGGAAUGUGGCUGUGACUGCCGCCUCUACUGCGACCCUCGCCACUGCGGCUGCAGCCAGGCUGGUAUUAAGUGCCAGGUGGAUCGAAUGUCCUUCCCAUGUGGCUGCUCCAGGGAUGGCUGCGGCAAUGUAGCAGGCCGCAUCGAGUUCAACCCUCUGCGUGUCAGAACUCACUACCUGCACACCAUCAUGAAGCUGGACCUGGAGAAGAGGAGGAUGCUGAUACAGGGGCCUGGGGACCAGUAUGGUGAAUCUGACCCAUUGUCCUCCCCCUCCUCCACUUGCCCCACUUCUCCGGACUUGUCUUCAGUCGCUGGCCUGGACUCUGAGCUCGAGGAGAACGAGGUGCAGACAGUGGUGGAGGUUCAGGAUCUCCUGGCAGAGCAGGACAUUCUGGAGCGAGAGAACGAGACAGCUGUGUUGCACCUGCAGAGCGCGGAGGAGCAGGAGAGGAGGGAGAGGGAGGAGGCAGAAGGGGAGGCAGUGCAGCAGGAGCUGGGUGCAGGAGGUCUCACAGAGCAGCCUCUCUGCCUCAUGCCUGGUGCCUUGGGAGGGGAGCUGCCCGAGCAGGCAGAAGUGCCAGGAGUGGAGCAGGUCCUUUUGCAGGGGCCGUUCCCCACAGGGGCCACGGUGCUGUGCAUCACUGACAACCAGGAGGAGAGCCCUUCUGACCUCCUCAAAGACUCCACCUCUCUGCUCUACUAUCAGCUCAGUCCCAUAGAGCCUGGAGCCUUUGAAACCCUGCCCAGAGCGGAGGAGGCUGAACAGGAGGAGCGCCUGGUGAGAGAACAAGAUUCAGGAGGAGACGAGUGUGUGGAGAGGAAACAAGAAGGAGGAGAGGAGUCGAAGAAUGAUAAGCCUGAAGAGACCACCUGCAGGCAGAGUUUGGGCAAGUCCUUGACCAAUGUGAUUCUGUGCUCAGAGGAAUAUGAGGAGGAGAGGCCCUCGAGUCCCCAGCUGAGCUUCCCUGAAGAGCGGUGCCAACGUGGGUCCUGCUUGGAGGGAGAAGUAGAUCCACUGCCUCCUGAAGUUUAAUUCUAGCUUCUCUGCAGAUAUUUUGCACAAUAGCUUCAUCUAAGAUGAAAAAUUACACAUUUCACCUUUAUUACUGCUAUCAUCAAGAAUGAUUACAGGUUGCAAUCUAUUGUAGUGACUGUCAUUGAUUUAGGUGGAGAAUGAGCUUGGGUAUUACAAUACAUGAGGAUGGGGGAGGGGGGUGCUGAAAGCACAUACAGAUCACUCCCCAAAUGUAAUAUGGAUGCAGUUACAAGGCAACAUUGUACGUAAUUCUGUUAGGGGUAAUGAAUGCGGCCUUAAUGGAAAAACAUAAAAACACUUGUGUGUAGGAGUCAUUUGUCGAUGAGAAAGUACAGCAAGUAGUGCUUUGUUAAUUUCCAACGCAGCAAACAGAAAAAAAAAAACAAUGUGUGAAUGCUGACAUAAGCCUUUUGUUUGGUAAUGUAUUAAGGUAUUAACACUAAACACAAAUUGUUUUGCAGUGUGCAAGAAGCUGGUGUAUUUAGAUACUUGCUGGCUCACUUUCCAUUACAGCAAACUUGUGCUGUAGUCAAGCCAAAUGAAGGCCUCUGAUAGCAUCCUCCGCUGAAAAUAGACCUAAUAAUCCUGGAAAUACUUGUUUUUGUGUACUGUAUAUGCAUUUGCAAAAGUGCAAGACAGAGCCGAGGUUGCUGCUUUCUUGAUCUGUAUGCACAUUGUGAACUGAGGGCAGCGAGUGUUGUGGCUCUGCUGUUAUGAAGGUAAACCAACACUGAGCAGCAGACUAGCACUGGCCUUAGUUGUUGCUCUUGCUCACCUUGAGCUGCUCGUGCAAAUGCAGUCGAUUUGUCAACAAAAACCUAGUUUACCUGUAGUUACAAUGCCUAUGAUAUUAUUAUUUCUUUGAGUAAUGUGUCUUUUGUGGAUUAGAUACUGUUGAUUUGAAGUCAUCACAGUCUUUUUUUUUCUUCUUUUUUUUUCUUUUUUUUGAGUGAAAGGACAUGUUAUUUCUUUCAUACUGCUACACUGUAAUGCCAUGUAGUCAGUCAUGUCACUAUGAAAUGCCAGAACAGACCCAUGUCGUCUCCUCUUUUAAUGAGUUAUACUGUAAGGAAGAGAUGAUUCUGGCUCGUGUCAAAUUUCAUAUUAAGAAGAUAGCAUUUAAAGAGUUAAAGAAAAUAACAGCCUGUGCUGUUGAAAGUAGUUAUACAAAAUGAUGUGAUGUUACUAAUUUAUGAAACAGAUUGACAACAACCUGAAUUUGUAUAUUUUAUGUUCAAUCUGUACAGUAUGUGUGUGUGUAUGAAUACUUUACAUCUGUGUGUCUAUGUGAGAGAGAACGUAGUAUGCAUCUGUGUAUGCAUGCACAUGUGUAUGUACUGUAUUAUGAAAAAGGGGGGAGGGUGGGAGUGUAUUAGUGAGGAUACAUAUUUUAUUCCUGAAAGGUGCUGAUGUUACAGAUUUACAAUUCACUGAUUUCUCUCCCUACCAUCAUGAGAAAUAUGAUUUCAUGGAGAUGUUUCUUGAUGACUGAUGUAAGAAGUAAAAGGGUUGGAGAGCCUCUUGUAGGAACGCAAUAGCUACUGCACUGCAAAUCAUUAAUGUGGCGGUUCUGGAACGAGGUGUUUUGUCAUUGAGUAUGUAAAUGCAAUCGUAUAACACUUCUGGUCUUUAAAUGUCUUUUUUAAGCUGUGUCUGAUUAAUACUGAUCUGCGUAAGUGUGCCGACUCUUCUUACACAAAAUCAGUCCUUUGUUUUGUUGCCUAAAAUUACAGCUGUUGCUUUCGGUAACACAGGAUGUGCUGCUGUGUAUGAGACGUCUGAUGUAUUUCUUUGCCUUUUUUUAUUGUCUUAAUAUAAAUCUACUUACGAGUUGCACCAAAGCAGUGGUUUCAAACCUAAUUAAACGAUGCUUUCAUCCAUCAGAUUUUAACAAAGCAGUCUCCUGUAGUUAUUGUGAGGCUGUAGAUUUAUCGUGGCCCUUUGUGUUCGCGUGACUUGCCUUGACAUAGUGCCAUCUUUGAAGUGAUGAUGAUUACAAGCUGCCUAUUGUUGAGCUUUUGUCCUUGGCUUUCUACUAAUAGACUUAGGUUUGGGAUCACUGCAUCAAAUCAACUCCACUACACUAUGUGAUUGUGUGCUUCUCUGUGCGAAAGGGGUGUGUGAUUGUUGAAAAGACCAACAAGUUUAGACUUCAUCUAAAAGCUGUGAGAGCUACUCUCAUGCUAACUGUUGCCUAAAGUGGACAAAAAGGUUUUUUAUACAAAAAUAAAAACAAUAAAACACUCAUUUUAAAAA